ACGACGUGGCUUCAUGAGAAGCUUUUAUUUAGCAAAACGCUUAGGUGUUACGCAAAGUAUGUUUUUCACCAAAAGUUUGAAUUUAAUGCAAACAAAAAAUUUCCUUAAAAAAAUUACAUACAAAGUUUACGGACAUGAAGCUGAAGGUUUACGUCGAACACUUAUGAAAAGUAUCGGGUCCCUUAUCGCUAAAAGACUCAAACCUUUUGGCUGCAUCAUCUCUUGCAACUCGACGAGUCAGAAACAUAGGAUCCCAUACCGGUACUACCCGGACCUUCUCUCCUUAGCAGCAAACAACGAUGUCAACGUUCUCUCAUGCGCUCUGAAUGAUCAGACGCACCACAUUGUGGAUAGAGAAGUGAUGGAGGCUCUUGGGAAGAAGGGGAUUAUAAUCAAUGUGGGACGAGGAGGGCUGAUUGAUGAGAUGGAGAUGGUUAAGUGUCUGGUGGAUGGUGUGAUUGGUGGUGCUGGUUUAGAUGUGUUUGAGAAAGAACUGGGAGUUCCUGAGGAGUUGUUUGGUUUGGACAAUGUUGUCUUGUCUCCACAUGCUGCUAUGGUCACGCCAGGGUCUUUGGACAAUAUUGCGCAGCUUGCUUUAGCUAACUUGAAGGCGUUCUUCUCGGACCAGCCUUUGAUUUUCCCGGUUCAGUUAGAUUGAAAGAUCGUUCGGUUUGAUCAAAGGGGCUAAUAAUCAAAUCUAUUUUUAAUUAUUGCACGAUAUGGUUAAGAAAAGGAAAAAAAAGAGAAGUGUAUUGUUGAUCAAUGAUCAUUGACUCCCAUAUAUAGAAGAAGACAGAAUAUUAAAAUCAAAAUGCUAAUGUGUAAUUGUUGGAGCGAUCUGUGGAAGAAUUAAAUAAAAUUAUAAAUUAUUUUAAGAUGAAAUAAUGAAUUUACAGUUUACAAAAUUUGAGAAGUAACUUAAAAUUUGUAAACUGUAAAUUCAUUAUUUCAUCUUAAAGUAAUUUAAAAUUUUAUUUAAUUUUUGUGUUUUAUAGGUCGCUUCAGGCAUCUAACAACAGUUGAAGACCGUUCGGAUAUUUUAUUUGAUUCUCAAAUUUCUGAAAUAAAGUACUACAAAUCAAUGUGAGUUUAUUAUGAUUUCAAAAUAUUAUUAUAGCAGUA
Molecule: messenger RNA, 1122 nt
Organism: Brassica napus (rape)
Lineage: Eukaryota; Viridiplantae; Streptophyta; Magnoliopsida; Brassicales; Brassicaceae
Product: glyoxylate/hydroxypyruvate reductase HPR3-like
Exons: 1
Coding region: 14-658 (214 amino acids)
Cellular component (GO): cytosol
Molecular function (GO): NAD binding; hydroxypyruvate reductase [NAD(P)H] activity; glyoxylate reductase (NADPH) activity
Source: RefSeq, a predicted model, not a curated record